Molecule: messenger RNA, 1914 nt
Organism: Rhagoletis zephyria (snowberry fruit fly)
Lineage: Eukaryota; Metazoa; Arthropoda; Insecta; Diptera; Tephritidae
Source: RefSeq, a predicted model, not a curated record
GUGCCAAUUGAUAGAAAAGUUCUCUGGAUAGUAAAUUUUUGACAGCUAUGAGGUGAAUAAAAAUGUUUGAUACGGCAGGGCUAGUGAAAAAUUUGACAGCAAGCAUUAUCAAGAAGAAGAACGAACAACGCACGUAUACACAUAAAUUAAAGAAAACAAAAGCGAGUGGAAAUAACAGAAAAUGGUCCCGCCGGCAAAAAAAAUAAAGAAAACCUAUAUAACUUGGAGCAGUUCAGAACGCAGAAUCCUUCUGGAAAGGCGAAUUGACAAGGAUGUUUGGUUCAGCUCAAAGAACGCCAACAGCAACGAAGGCUGGAAGUGAAAAAAUCGCGAAUGAGCUGAAGGAUCGCCUGGACGGUAAAAGUGCUGAAGCAUGUAAAGCACAAUGGAAUGCGUUGAUGAAAAAAUAUAAAAGCUUUUUCAAAUACCGCUCGGGCGAUGGAACAGGUGAAGAGGCGACUGCUGAAGAGGCGAAAGAUUGGGAGUUUUUUGAGUGCAUCCACUCAUAUGCUUCCAAGAAAGAUAAUUUUCACCCUCCAUUUUUAAUUGAUAGCGGCGAUGGUGAGGUGUCGAUGCAGCCAAGGAGAGAGGAAAACGCCACAUUUGUCUCGGCACUGCAGCCGGUUGAGUCCUUGACAAAUUCGCAGUCGACGUCUAGCGAAGAGUCGAGACAGAGUCCACUGCCAUCAACAUCCCGGCGCUCUGCAGCACAAAAUGGCGUUAAGCAACUAGAACGCCACAUUUAUAAAAGGGAUAAAAAAAUCAAUAAAAAAAUAUCAACGCUUUUGGCUGUAAUUGGGCAAAUGGUGCAGGCGGACUAUCCGCACAUCGACGCAUCAGCGCUGCUCUUGACCUCAGACUCGGAUUCUGAGUAGUCCGUGCCAUUAGGAAAUAUUUUUAACUGAAUUUUUUUAUUUUAUCUUUUUUAUGUAAAUAUUUUUUUGGUAGAAGUGUAGUAUUUAAUUUUUUGUUUUGUUUGUUGCUUGAAUUCACUUUAAUUUAUUAUUUUUAUACAACAUGUACCUCUAGAUAUAAGAAAAACCAGUACAAUAAGUAAUGUGAUGAAUUUUUUUAGUUUAAGAUAUAUUACUCUUUUUAAAAACUAGUAGGCUUAGUAACAAAAUGGAUCUCCAUAUAUGAUUUUCUUUUUAUUGUGAUGGUAUUGAAUACCACUUUAUAUUUUUAAGUAAAUGUAAAUAAGACUGAUAUGAAAAAACUAAAAAAAAAUAAGUAUUUUUGAUAUGCAUAUGUAAAUAAAAACCUAAGAAACUCUUUAAUUAAGUCUUGUUUUAUUGAUACUUAAAUAGUUUGAAGGAAUUCAUUGAGAAUUUCAUUUCGUACUCUUAAACCAUCUUCAGAGUCGGAUAUAUUUCGCGCAGAUUGGACCGAUUCUAUAUUAAUAGUUUCAUUCUCAGUAGCCAGGGAAGAUAGGUCAAAAUCAUCUGCAAGAAUGCAAAUGUUGUGCAAUAUAAAUGCCGCAAAUACGGUUUUUAUACAGUUUUCAAUUUUCAAUUCCAAAUCUCUAUUAAAUAUGUUUCUCCAUCUAUUUUUUAAAAUUCCAAAAGCUGCUUCAACAACUAUUCUUCCUCUACUAUGCGCAACGUUGAACCUGGCUUGAUUUGAUGUCAGAGGUUCUUUGAAUGGGGUGAUAACUGCCACCGGAAACGUUUGGCAUGGGUAUCCUUUAUCACCGAAUAAGAAUUGGCCCCGGGGAGGAUAGUCUCCCCUAGCAUAUAAGGGGCUAUUCACAAACACUCGUGUAUCGUGUACAGAUCCUGGGUAGCCAAUGAAAACAUCUGUAAAUUUAUAAUCGCUGUCCACAACCGCCUGCGCCUGGAUAGAAUAGAACCUUUUAUGAUUGAUGUAUUCAUCGUGUUUGUUGACAGGACAUUUUAUGCGAAUAUGUGUGCCAUC